Pneumocystis murina B123 is the source of this 747-nucleotide messenger RNA. RefSeq lists its product as hypothetical. Gene Ontology annotation, biological process: endoplasmic reticulum to Golgi vesicle-mediated transport. The record is from RefSeq and is a predicted model, not a curated record. Lineage: Eukaryota; Fungi; Ascomycota; Pneumocystomycetes; Pneumocystales; Pneumocystaceae. The transcript has 2 exons. Gene Ontology annotation, cellular component: endoplasmic reticulum membrane. The coding region runs from base 24 to 620 and encodes 198 amino acids.
AACAUUUUCGCAAGGCUGUAAAAAUGAAAAAAACCCUUGCAAGUUAUUUAAUUGUUUGUAGCAGUUCAUUUUUUCUUGGUAUUCUUUUUAUUAGUUGGAUAGUUGAUCAUUUUACAUUUUGGAUGAAUCCAGUAACAGAUCAAGCUCUUUUAAAUGCGGAAACAUAUUACUUAUUGUUAUAUCAAGCACCAUCUAUUCAUAAAAUUCUCUUACAUAUAUUAAUAUGUUUUGGCUUUUUUGCACAUGUUAUGAAACUUUAUGGAGGAAAUAAAAGUAAUCUAUUAUUUGAUAGCGGAAGUUUGGUCCUUUAUAUUGCUGGAAUUAUCAUUUAUAAUGUUUAUCUUAUUCAGGGUAUACUUUUUUAUUACUAUAAUGCUUUUUAUUUAGAUUAUUUAAUAAUAGGCCUUGAAACUAUUUUUCAGCGUACUUAUAUUUCAUUUAAUAGAAUAGAUACAUUAAGAAUCUUAGCAGCAUCACAUGUUGUACUGGCACUUAUUUUAAUUGGUAUUCUUGUAUUACAAAGUAGUCAAUUUUGUGCAGAACAAACAGUUAUACAUUCUGAAACAUUAAGUAAACGUCCUAAAAAACAUUUACAAAGUAGCCGGCGCCUUUUGUAUUAAAUAAAAAAAAACAAAAUAGACUUUAAAAAUUGAAUUAAACAAUGGAAAAGAACAUGAAGUAAUAUUAGCAUAUUAAACAAAACAUUUAAGUGACUAUUUAAAUUCUUUGAUAGAAUUAUUAAAAAAG